This is a messenger RNA of Orbicella faveolata, 1042 nucleotides long. RefSeq lists its product as uncharacterized. Gene Ontology annotation, molecular function: calcium ion binding; protein binding. Gene Ontology annotation, cellular component: membrane; extracellular region. Lineage: Eukaryota; Metazoa; Cnidaria; Anthozoa; Scleractinia; Merulinidae. The record is from RefSeq and is a predicted model, not a curated record. Gene Ontology annotation, biological process: homophilic cell-cell adhesion.
UGAGAGGCGCUGGUGACUAACGUGUAGCAUGCGUGAUGGAUUAUGGUUGCUGAAAAAUGAAGCGGUGUAAAAUGUCUGCAUAUUACUUUUAACUCAGUGUCGAAAGUAACAAGGCAAUUACAGUUUUGUUUUUGGUUUUGGUUUUACUACGGUUUGAGAUUGACUGACUAGUGUUAUUGGCAAGUAAUUGGUUUGGUUUUGGUUUUGCGACACUCAACUGAAAACCGCUCUAUUGAAAAUAAUUUAACACAACCUUUGUAGCUGUGGAGGAUGGUGCUCUAGUGAGGGUCUGAGUUCUAGCAUUUUAUUUUAUCGUUAUCCAACGUACUUGGGUUUAGCACCUCACUUCUCUCUUAAGUUGGAUGUGUAAAUGUGUACCGUCAUUUUGGGGAGAACAUCACAAGUGAAUGACUAACAUCGCAUUCAGGGUCAGAAUUUUUGACCUUAGUCACUUCACGCUAUAGAAUCCAGAAAUAGCUUUAGUUCCAUUAGUCAUUUGACUCUAUCUAUUGUCUUCUCGUUUCAGAUUCACGGCUGCAAUACGCACAGGUUUCAACUUCUCUGGCAACGAAAUCUUGACAUUCUCCGGCGGCGAGGAAAUGUGGGUGUACAUUGACAAGACAUUUCUGGUGCAGUUAUUUUCUGAUCCACUGGACUCUGAUGUUCCAUGCCGCACUAUCAGCUUGGCAAAUGCUGCUGGUAACGGAUCUAUAGUCCCUGAAGGUGGCUCAGUUAUUGGUGGAAAAUGCCAAAGCAAUGGCUCUCUUCCAGCAGAGACAGUUAGCCUGUCCCUAAGGAUCAACGAGGCAUACCGUUUAGAUGUCUUCAUUGCCGAGAGAUUCCGUUGUAAAUCGCACAUUUUGUUUCAGUCGAGUGGAGUAUCAUUUCUGCUAGAUGACGCCCGACCUGCAGACUAUUUUGCAGUAAUUAGCGAGGAUGCACAUGUUGGAUCUCUUGUGCAGGUUAGAUCUGCGCUGAUCAGCGCACUUGUAACAGUUCCAAUUAAAACGUAGCUUUCUACGUAGACAUUCUUUUGGCUUGU